Echinococcus granulosus is the source of this 744-nucleotide messenger RNA. Its product is annotated as WD repeat, SAM and U-box domain-containing protein. Bases 1 to 744 code for a protein of 247 amino acids. The transcript has 4 exons. NCBI's taxonomy places the organism in Eukaryota, Metazoa, Platyhelminthes, Cestoda, Cyclophyllidea, Taeniidae. The record is from RefSeq and is a predicted model, not a curated record. Gene Ontology annotation, molecular function: protein binding.
AUGAACUUGGAUUCUAGUGUCACAUACUGCACACCCACCCGUGUUGCCUGUUGCACUAGCAGAAAGGGAGACAUUUCUCUUAUCCAUCUCGAUAAGGCGGCAGUCACAAGCACCCUCUCCACUCCUCGGCUGCAGCUAUCUGCUGUGGCUUUCAGCUCAGAUGGAAGCGGACUGGCAGUUUCCUCCUUAUCAGGUCACAUGCUGGUAGGAAAAGUGGAUCAGACAGAGAAUAAUGAACAGUUGCCUCGGUUUAGCUUCAUUAAAAGGCAACGAUUGCAGGAUGGAAUCGCGCUCUGCCUUGACUGGCACUGUGCCGGUGAAUGUAUCGCGACUGGCGGCCUAGACAGUUUCGUGCGCACUUUCGCGCUGGAAAAGUCCCUGACGGGAAGUGAGGAGAGACGAUUUGAAAGUCACAAAGCGCCUGUUAUGGGGACAACCUUCUUUGUGGAUGGUUUCACCUUUGCUUCUUGCGAUUCUGACGGAGUGGUACUGAAGUGGGACCUUCGGAAUAGCAGCCAGGUGGUCCAACUAAUUGGAGAAAUGCUGUAUGGACAUGGAAGAAAUUGCAUCCGUUAUUCACCUGAGGGAAAUCAUCUACUGACAGGAAACACAGAUGGGAGUUUGACCCUUUUUAACCUAAUUACCAAUAAGGUAGAAUUCUACAAACACAUUUCAAAGAAUGUGGCCGAAAUGCCUGAUAUUGCUAACGGAGACCUCGAGACGAAAGUAAUUGUUGAAGAUUGA